Molecule: messenger RNA, 3178 nt
Organism: Coregonus clupeaformis (lake whitefish)
Lineage: Eukaryota; Metazoa; Chordata; Actinopteri; Salmoniformes; Salmonidae
Product: mitochondrial sodium/calcium exchanger protein
Exons: 14
Coding region: 367-2271 (634 amino acids)
Biological process (GO): calcium export from the mitochondrion; intracellular calcium ion homeostasis
Cellular component (GO): membrane
Molecular function (GO): calcium:sodium antiporter activity
Source: RefSeq, a predicted model, not a curated record
CGUAGGCUUGGAGGAGCGUCCGCGAGUCCGAUGUAUUUGUACAUAUUGUUCACGGACUUUUCGAAAACUAGAACAGGCAUGAUGUCGACAACUAGAAGAAAAAGAGCUUUCCGCGCCUAUUUGUAACGAGUAGCCUACAAAAUAAAGAGUUGGCUGUAACAAACGGUUGGUCAAGCUCUGUUAUGAAUUAUUGCUGAUCAGGGAGCCUUCAACCUGUCACUGCAACAUUUUGUUUACAGCAACGAGGAACACUUUCAGUUCUCCAGUAUUCUAUUCUCAGGUCUAAUCCGAACCACCAAACCCACCUCCCGCCAGUCUCAUGUGGCAAGGAAUCGGAAUGGACGCACUUCCUGGACGGAGUAAAAUAUGAAAUCUCGGGUUGUUUUUAUAUCCGUGUUGUUGCUGUUGUGGUGUCACUGUCGCUAUGUCUUGGGCUCCGGUGAGUCUGGUACCGGGAUAGUUCCGUUUCCAGACCGAUCCGCCGACGGUGCUGACCUGCUCUCCUCUGUGGGUCCCACGGUGGGCACGCACUCCGCGAUGUUACGUCAGGGAAACACAGACGAGUGUGACAUUGUGAUGAAUCUGAGUGCUGUUGAUCGCUGUGCGUUUGUGAAGGCCACUCCAGACUGCAGUAUGGAAGACAGCUUCAUCAACUACCUCAAAUUGGCCUUCUGUCUACUACCACCCAAUCUCACACCCCUCACCAUCACACUCUGCAUGAUCUGGUUGUUCAUCUUGUUCAUAGUUCUCGGACUGACUGCGUCAAAGUUCUUCUGUCCCAACCUCUCAGCCAUCUCCUCCAGCCUUCGACUCACACACAACGUGGCUGGUGUGACUUUCCUGGCACUAGGUAAUGGAGCUCCAGAUGUCUUCAGUGCCACUGUGGCCUUCUCCCGACCACACACCGCUGGCCUGGCUAUAGGAGCACUGUUUGGAGCGGGUAUCUUCGUAACCACGGUGGUCGCCGGGGCUGUGUCAUUGGUCAAACCCUUCACUGUAGCAUCCCGCCCCUUCCUGCGGGAUGUCAUCUUCUACAUGGCUGCAGUCUUCUGGACCUUCAUCAUCCUCUACAGAGGAACUAUAUCACUGGGAGAGACACUGGGGUACCUGGGGCUGUAUGUGGUGUAUGUGAUAACAGUCAUUGUGAGUGCCUACAUCUACAGUCAUCAGAAACACUCAGCAACCAGAAGUUCUGUCCAGAGCUCAACACACGUACCAGAGCUCCAGACGUCUGAGUCAGAUGAUGCGGGUCCUCUUUUAUCUAAUGGCAGCAUCCAGGAGGGCUAUGGUAACAACCACAGUCACUGUGCACAUUCCACUAAGUUACACCUCUGGGGUGUGCUACGAGAACCAAUCCAGUCGAGUGUGUGUGUGUGUGCGUGUAUAGAUAGUGAGUACCGUCCCCUGAUCCCCUACUGUGAGUCGACCAGUUCCAUCCUGCUGAGUUCUCUAAACCCGGUGGACAGCAGGACCUGGAGGAGGAAGACCUGGCGCUGGAGGGCUGUGAAAAUACUGAAGAUGCCACUGGAGGUACUGCUGCUGCUGACUGUUCCAGUGGUGGAUCCUGACAAAGAAGACAGGAACUGGAGAAGACCAUUAAACUGCCUCCACCUUAUCACUGCGCCGCUGGUGUGUGUGCUCACCUUCAGCUCCGGAGAGUACGGUUUGUAUCUGAUUGAGGGUCAGUUUCCUGUCUGGGCGUUGACGUUGCUCUUCGGCCUCUUCCUCUCCGCCAUAGUCUUCCUCACCACUUCUAACGACCACCCCCCAGCAUACCACUCAGUGUUCUCUCUGCUGGGCUUUGUGGUGAGUGCGAUGUGGAUCAGUGCAGCAGCCUCGGAGGUGGUCAGUAUCCUGCACAUGCUCGGUGUGGUCCUUAGUCUGUCCAACAAUUUACUGGGUCUCACACUGCUGGCCUGGGGAAAUAGCAUUGGUGAUUGUUUUUCUGACAUCACCAUCGCUCGCCAGGGCUAUCCUCGGAUGGCAUUAUCAGCCUGCUUUGGGGGAAUCAUCUUUAACAUGCUGAUUGGAGUGGGCAUUGGCUGUCUGAUGCAGAUGUUUAACAACGAGCCAGUGGUGACGUUGGAACCAGAGGGUUUGUUGACCUGGGUUCUAGCAGGUUCUCUGGGUCUCUCUCUGGUCUUCUCCUUCAUCCUAGUUCCUCUGCGUUGUUUCCACCUGGGCCGGGCAUAUGGAAUCUUCCUUCUGCUCUUCUACGCAGUCUUCCUCCUGGUUGCGCUGCUCACGGAGUUCGGCUUUAUCCACACCUGAAGCCUGUACGAGAUGGUUUGGACCAGUCUGGUAGAGCCACCUGCGAAUACUGACAAGACGGACCGAGACCUGAGAUACUUCCCUCCUCCUGGGAGAGAUGGAGUCACAGCCAAUCACACUGUGCCUUAACUGAGUUGGAACCAAUCAAACUGUGUGAUUUAACUUUUGUCUGUUUGCACUGACUAUAUUUUUAUAUUUAGAUCGCCAUUAGCUGUUACAUGAGGACAAGCUACUCUUCCUGGGGUCCACACAAAACAAUUACAUACAUAUACAGAAAUGACUGUAUGGACAGUAACACACAGUUUUAAAAGUAACCCAUAUACCGACAAGGAGAAACUUUAAGGGAAUUCUCUCUUUUAAAUCAAUGUGAAUGCAGUGUCUCCUUAGUGACUGCUGUCUGUAAUGGUUGAUGUGAGUCAAUUGUAUAAAAUGUGCUCUAUGCAACACAUUGUCAAUCAUUUCGAUUUCCUAAUGUAUUUUAAAUAACAUGGCUUAGAAACACCUAUAUAGUUCCAACUUCUGAGAAGGGGAACCAAUCGUGAAACAGCAAGGCGCAGCUGUUUAAGUCAUUUAAAGAUGGCCCUAAACAUGCUACUUUAUGCAGUUGCAUCAAUGUUAUGCAUUUUUAUUAAGGAAUUGUAUUAUUUUACUACUACAGAUGUAUGAUAGAUAUAGAGGUAGUACAUUACUGUCCCUGAUAGAUAUUUGAAGGUGGAAUUGUUGCAUAUAAAGCACCUUUGGUAAAGGAUUAUCUUGUUGGAACUGUCAGGGCUGUGUGUGUGUGUGUCUGUUAAAGGAAGUGAGAUCAGGGUAAAAAGCACUUAUGCGUGGACACAUGUCUAGGUUCUGAGAUGUUGAUUAUUGUGUAUUGUCCCUGUUUAAGAUAUAAAUAAAAACAUCAAAAAUC